GAUGCCCCCGACGAACCCGCAUCCAGAUCACAGAGGGGGCUGUGCAAAAACCGAGGAGGAGGAAGCCGCGAGCUCGGACUCGGAGCCGGGCGCGUGUCACGGCGCAGGGGUUUGCAAAUGGUUUAACGUGCGAAUGGGUUUCGGUUUCCUGUCCAUGACCCAUCGGGAGGGCAUCUCUCUGGACUCUCCUGUGGAUGUGUUCGUUCACCAGAGCAAGCUUCAUAUGGAGGGCUUUCGCAGUCUGAAGGAAGGUGAAGCGGUGGAGUUCACAUUCAAAAGGUCUUCCAAGGGUCUGGAGUCUCUACGGGUAACGGGGCCAGGUGGCGCAGCAUGCAUAGGCAGCGAGAAGAAACCCAAAGGUGCCCAAAAGCGACGUUCAAAAGGAGACCGAUGCUUCAACUGUGGGGGGCCCAACCAUCAUGCCAAAGAAUGCCAGCUGCCGCCUCAGCCAAAAAAGUGCCAUUUUUGCCAAAGCAUCUCCCACAUGGUGGCCAACUGUCCAAUCAAAGCACAGCAGUUGUCAACAGUUUCUCAGGGAAAAUCGACCACCUCGACAGCAGGAGAAGAGGAGGACAUGAGCCACGCCUCCUUGCCUCCAGAGAGCUCAGAUUAGAUAAGGGGUGGGGGAUCAUUAAGAGCCAAUCAAGAACCUCUUAUUGGGGUGCUGCUUUAGAUAAUAACUCAGGUUUUGAAA
This is a messenger RNA of Paramisgurnus dabryanus, 694 nucleotides long. Lineage: Eukaryota; Metazoa; Chordata; Actinopteri; Cypriniformes; Cobitidae. The record is from RefSeq and is a predicted model, not a curated record.